UCCACUAGUAGGUUAGGGUUUGGGGGAUUUCGGUGGAUGGAAGCGACGACAUCCUGGUAGAUCUUGCUCCAGGAGGGAAGAUCGAUAGGCGCGAAUGGAUCCGCAGCUGCAUUUCCUGCUGGGAUUACUAUCAUUGUGCUGCUGCUGCGCGGCUUUGACUCUCGGAUCUGGCCGCGCCUUGCUUGAUGCAGCUCACUCGUACAAUGAUGGCGAUAAGGUGCCCCUGUACGCGAAUAAAGUCGGGCCUUUCCACAACCCGAGCGAGACUUAUCAGUACUAUGAUCUUCCAUUCUGUGCUCCCGCGGAGGUGAAGCACAAGAAAGAAGCCAUGGGGGAGCUCCUUGAGGGAGAUCGCCUGGUGUCCACUGUGUACGAGAUUAACUUCAAGGAGAAGAAGGACGUGCAAAAGCUUUGCUCGGCAACUCUCGACAGGAAGGACAAGGAACGGUUUCGCAAAGCUGUGGAGAAUGACUAUUAUUUCCAGAUGUUCUUCGACGAUCUGCCGCUCUGGGGAUUUAUUGGAAGGUUUGAGCUCUUUGAUAAACAAAAGCACUACAUGCUGUUCACUCACGUCCACUUUGAGGUUCGCUUUAACGGCAAACGAGUGAUUGAGAUCGCUGUUUCUACAGACCCGGCUAAAGCCAUCGAGAUCACGAAUGACGAUCCAGUCCCAGUUGACUUUACAUAUUCCGUCACCUGGGCCGAAACUACUGUUCCAUUCGAGAGGCGAAUGGAGAAAUACCAGAAGUACUCGUUUCUGCCACAACAUCUUGAGAUUCACUGGUUCUCUAUCGUCAACUCGUGUGUUACGGUUCUUCUGUUAACGGGGUUCCUGACUACGAUUUUCAUGCGAGUAUUGAAGAAUGACUUUGUCAAGUACGCCAAGGAAGAUGAAGAAGGUUCGGACGAGACGGGAUGGAAAUAUAUACAUGGUGAUGUCUUUCGAUUUCCUCCUCAUCCAAAUGUUUUUGCGGCGGUCAUUGGAAGCGGCACUCAGCUCCUGGUUCUCGUCUUUUGCGUCUUCAUGCUGGCCUUAGUGGGAGUAUUCUAUCCAUACAACCGUGGCUCCCUCAACACGGCUUGCCUCAUUAUAUAUGCGCUUACUGCUGGCAUUUCCGGCUACGUCUCCUCCAAGUUGUACAGGCAAAUGGGGGGAGAUAAAUGGGUUCGGAAUUUGUUAUUGACAGCAUCAUUGUUUUGUGGCCCGCUGUUCUUAGCCUUUUGCUUCAACAAUUCUGUGGCUAUCGCCUACAAUGCUACUGCUGCACUUCCCAUCGGUACAAUUCUUGUCAUCACAAUCAUUUGGGCUCUCGUGACGCUGCCAUUAACUGUUCUUGGUGGGAUCGUUGGCAAGAAUAGCAAGGAGGAGUUUUAUGCUCCUUGCCGGACAAAUAAAUUUCCUCGUGAAGUUCCAUCCUUGCCGUGGUUUAGGAGGACUAUUCCCCAGAUGUGCAUGGCAGGAUUUCUCCCGUUUAGUGCAAUCUACAUCGAGCUUUACUACAUAUUUGCGAGUGUGUGGGGACACAAAAUCUACACGAUUUACAGCAUACUUUUUGUGGUGUUCAUCAUACUGAUAAUCGUCACGGCUUUCAUCACGAUCUCUCUGACGUACUUUCAGCUGGCCAUGGAGGACCACACUUGGUGGUGGAGGUCCAUUUUUUGUGGUGGCUCGACCGCUUUCUUCGUCUACGGCUACUGCUUCUACUACUACUUCGCCAGGUCUGAUAUGACCGGCUUGAUGCAGACAUCGUUCUACUUUGGCUACAUGGCGUGUGUCUGCUAUGGCUUUUUCCUAAUGCUCGGUACUGUCGGCUACCAAGCGUCUCUCCUCUUUGUUCGACACAUAUACAAGGCAAUCAAGUGCGAGUAGGGAAGUAGCAGCACCACUGAGAUCAACCAAAACAGAAGGCACGGUUGAAGAGGUCUCUUAGAGUGUAAGCAAGUUCUUUUUUUUUCUCAUGGCAAUCUCAAACACAGUUCUUACUGA
Molecule: messenger RNA, 1987 nt
Organism: Selaginella moellendorffii
Lineage: Eukaryota; Viridiplantae; Streptophyta; Lycopodiopsida; Selaginellales; Selaginellaceae
Product: transmembrane 9 superfamily member 2
Exons: 9
Coding region: 95-1870 (591 amino acids)
Biological process (GO): protein localization to membrane
Cellular component (GO): membrane
Source: RefSeq, a predicted model, not a curated record